Molecule: messenger RNA, 1872 nt
Organism: Carica papaya (papaya)
Lineage: Eukaryota; Viridiplantae; Streptophyta; Magnoliopsida; Brassicales; Caricaceae
Product: Integrase-type DNA-binding superfamily protein
Biological process (GO): regulation of DNA-templated transcription; ethylene-activated signaling pathway
Molecular function (GO): DNA-binding transcription factor activity; DNA binding
Source: RefSeq, a predicted model, not a curated record
AAUUAAAGGACAGAAAAAAUAAAUAAAUAAGAGGUGUUUAGAAAACUUGAAAUGGACGUUUUCUCUUCGAACUUACUGUUUGUUCACACCCGGGCUAACUACUAGAGUAUAGUACACAUACACACACACACACACACAUAUAUAUAUAUAUAUAACCCUAGCUACCAAAAGAACCCUACUUCCUCUUUUUGUCUCCAUUGAUAUCUGAUCUUGGGCACUUCUUGUUCUUGAUUUAUAUCUGAGGGCGAUGAUUUGGGAAGAAAAACAUAUUGUCGUGUAUAUGUAAUAAUUUUUUGUUGCAUGGUUUUGGCAGAUCAAAAGUAGAUUAAUAAAGAGGAAGAUUAAAGGGUUGUGAAAGUGGAUCGAAGACACGGGAAGAGGCAAAUUCCUCCAUGGGAGGAAAGGGAGGAAAACGAAGAUGAAGAUGCCAUCUUCCCUGUCUACUCAACUCGAUCACAGCAGGACAUGUCUGCAAUGGUUUCAGUCUUAACCCAAGUUAUGGGAGACUCCCAAAUUAACCCACUUCAACAGACUCCCUCCCCAUCCCACAUCGAACUCCAGCAAAGCCUCCCCCAGCAACCUCUGCCUGCUCAAGAUCAAGGGAAUGUGAGAAGAAGACACUAUAGAGGAGUAAGACAAAGGCCAUGGGGGAAAUUCGCAGCAGAGAUACGCGAUCCUCAGAAGGCGGCUCGAGUGUGGCUGGGAACUUUUGACACGGCGGAGGCUGCUGCGUUGGCUUACGACGAAGCAGCUCUCAGGUUCAAAGGCAGCAAAGCUAAGCUUAACUUCCCAGAAAGAGUUCAAGGCAGGACUGAGUUAGGUUACCUCACAAAUCGCCAUUUGAUCAACUCACGACCAAACACCACAACUACAUCAUCAUCAUCAUCAUCAUCAUCAUCACCAUCACCAUUAACAUAUCCAACUAACAUGUAUCAUCAACAUCAUCUCUUUCAUCCUGCUGUUAACUAUGGCUUUGUGUCUGAGGCUUUACCCACCUCUUCAUCUUCUUCUUCUUCCACAACACCUCAACAGCAGCAACAAGAAUUUGCAGGAUUUUCUAUUCAUUAUGGAACUUCUUCUCACCAUCAUCCUCCUACAAAUAGAAGAGAUGACUGUGGCUAGCUCCACCCCUCCAUAUAUAUAUAUAUAUAUAUAUAUAUAUAUAUCCUGCAGUUUUCUCAUUCAUCUCCACGGCUCCAAACUAAAACUGAUCUUACAGCUGGUUUAAGAAUUCAGAUGUUUCUUUUAUUUUCUUUUUUUGUACGUCUGCGUGUUUGACUGUCUUAAGUUUGUUUGCUUUGUUGAAAGUUUUCAUGAAAUAAUCAUUGAUUUAUUUGCAUCUUCAUUAAUAUAUUAUCUUACUGGUAACCACUUAGCUUGAUUAAGUAAGAUGUUAUUAAACAUGUUUACUGAUUACUGGAGUACAAAGUUGUCACGAACCUAAUACAUUGUUCGAAUCUGGAAGAAAAGGGAAAAAAAGUGGAGAAAAAGCAAAGAGAGAUUUGAGAAAAAAAUAUAUUCUGGUUUUAAUAAUACAUUGUUCGAUAUCAUUCCUUCCUUAAAUAUAAGUUUAUAUAUAAGCAGGAAAUUGUAAUUGUCUAAUUCUUUUUGUUUCUUCAUUCACCUGACUUUUAACUCUAAUUUCUUAUGAUUUAAAAGACAAAACUACCCUUUAUUGUUUUUACCCUGACUAUUUCCUACUUUACACAAGCUUACUUACGAAAGAAUAUGCAUGGUAUGCACGAAUAUAGACACCCACAUGUACGUUAUAUCCGUACUGGUUUUAAUACUUCCAAAACCAAGAACACCUUGAUGUGUAUGUAUAUAUAUAUGUGUGUGUGUGUGUGUGUGUGCGGGUGUUAUGUAUGUAUA